AUGGACAUCGACGAUAAUGACCUCGGGAAUGUCAGCUCCCUCGGCUUGGGUCGAAUAUUGACCGAGUCUGGUGUCGAUCCGGCCUCGCUCGACAGCUUCUUUGGGCGCUCCGCCGCGACUGCUCAAAUAGCUCAAGUAGAAGCCGAGUCAGAUGACGAUGCCAAGUAUAUGGACGACGUCUCGGAUAGCGAACUACCAGAGGAAAACGAUGAGGAGAAGCAAAGGAGGCAGCAGCAACAGGUGGAGAAUAAGGCGGCAGAGGAUCGGUAUAUGAAAAGGGCCAUGGAGAUGCAGCGGCAGAUGCUGGAAUCAGGAGUGAAGGUGAAAAAGGAAAAAGAGCAAGUGGACGAAUCUACCAAAGUCAAACAGAUAUGGCCAGAGUUUGAGCCGGGAAAACCACUCAAAAUGUCGGAAAUCUUCUAUGAGACUCCAUCAGCUACCCGUGCCUACGAGGCCAACCUCUCACGCAAAAAGCGAAGGCGAAUGGAGGACACUGAUGCUUUUAAUUUCUUCGUUCAACCUCGUCCUCCUAGUCCUUCCUCCAUCUUCCAACUGUCAUCCCUUCCCGAAAUUGAUCUCGCUGGACCCAGCAAGUCGAGCUAUGAGACCAAGCUCGGAGCCAACUUUGACCGGCAGUGGGUCAGAGAGGCAAAAGCUCAUCGACGGUCGCUCAUCUCUGUACCACCACCUGGGAUAGAUCCGACGUUUGCCGAACACGAGAAUAUGUCACUGAGACAAAAGGGUCCGAGGCCGCUCGAUUAUGCUAAAUGGGAGAAAGACAUCAUAAUGUGCUCACUGGACCCGGUGCCUAAAAAAUCAGUGCCGGACAUAAUGGCUCCACGUAACUAUACGCUUGAGUCCGGGGAGUGGUUGAAAGGGAUCAUCUGGGAUUCUCGACGCAUAUCUCCGGGAAUCAUGGAGAGUGAUGAGGAAGACCAGGAAGAGAGUCAAACUCGGAACAAACCACCAGUGGAUGCCAAUAGUAAACUGGAUCCAUUCAACAUCUCCAACGAUCACCUAUACGAACAUUCUCGGGAGUCCAGGUUCCGCAUCCGUCAGACCUUUGGAGCUAUCGAGGUGUUCCAUUCUGGACCAGCCAAGAUCUUGCAGCUUCCAUUUUACAAAACAUCACUCACAAAAGCCGAAGCUAGGUCCUGGCGACGACCUGCGCUGCAAUUUCCUGUGGGGGUUACUUUAACAUUCUCGAAACUCAAAUCGAACCCCACCGCCACCGUGAGCUCAAAGAAAAAGCAGAUACUGGCAGAUCCAUCAGAACGGUUCAAAUCGACCAAGGAUCUGACUAUGACAGAAAAGGGGCCAUUUGUACUGUUGGAGUUCUCGGAAGAAUACCCACCCAUCAUGAGUGGGUAUGGCAUGGGGACUACCAUCGUGAAUUACUAUCGAAAGCAAGAUGAUAAAGAUGAGCAUGUACCCAAACUCGAACUUGGCCAACCGUCAAUACUCAACGUCGGAGACGCCGAACCGUUCCUCCUCGGAUACGUGGAUCGAGGACGAGUCACUCAAGUCAUUCACAACAACUUGAUUCGCGCUCCUAUCUUCCGCCAUCAACCCGAGACCACUGACUUCUUGAUGAUCCGUCAAACGAUCGAUGGACAUUCGACGUAUCAUCUCCGUUCCAUACCUCAUCUAUAUACCGUCGGUCAAACAGUGCCCAAUGAGAGCGAGGUUCCCGGUCCUCAUGCGAGAAAGAAUACCAAUACGGCUAAACUUCGACUGCAGAUCAUCGCUUGGUUAUUGCUUGAUAAAAGCAAGACCGGCCGUUUGAAGCUGAGCAAGUUGAAUAAGUAUUUCCCGGAUCAGACUGAGCUUAAAAUGCGUCAACGUCUGAACAUCAAAGGGAAUGAAUUCCUCGACUACGCUAGAGGGACCGCUCCCAACCAAGGUCACUGGAAGUUGUCCGACACUUACGACUUUCCCAAAGAUCGGAAAGUGGUCCAAUUAUUGUGUACCCCUGAAGCUGCCAUGUUGUACGAAGCGAUGCUUGUGGGACAACGACAUCUAUACGAUGCCGGAUAUGCCAAGACCGCAGAAGGAAACGCCUCGGAAGAGUUUGAUGACGAAGCUGGUUUAGAUAUCGAACAACAAUUGGCGGUAUGGUCCACAACGCUGAAUUACAAGAAAGCGGAAGCUCAGAAAGCGUGGUUGAUUGUUCAUGGUGAAGGUGAUCCUACCGGUCGGGGAGAAGGAUUUAGCUUCAUCAGGACCAAUAUGAAAUCGUAUUUCCUUCGAGCUGGUGAGACUGAACAAGGCCGUCGACUCGAAGCUCAAAGAGCCGCACCGGCAGGUUCCGUCAUCAAGAUCUCAAAUGCCGAACAGGGAAGGAUAUACGAAGAAGAAAAACGUAGAGUUUGGGAUUUACAAUGUCGCGCUUUGAGCAAUCCUAUAUCACCCACUGUGACAGCGGAAGAUGAAGCGAAAACACAAGUCCAGCCUCAUCCGCCUGUAGGAUUUGGUCCGAGAUUUGUCAGGACCGAUAGUAGACGAGCGUUUUCAAGAGGAGAAUCUAUGACUGCUACACCUAUGCAUGUGGACAGUCCGAGGGAUAUGUCUCCUUCGGCACAUUCGAUGGAUGAGAGUACAUUCACUGGGAAUCCAAGUGCAGGUAAGGUGAUGAGAAUUAGUCGAUUGGUAAAAGGAAAAUUACAACAUGAAAUCGUUCGAGAUCCAGCUGUGAUUCAAGCGUAUCUGCGUAGAGUAGAGGAUAAGAAAUUGGAUGACUAUCAAAGACAAGCAGAACAAUUACGUCCUUCUGGUGAUGCGGCAGAGGACGAGUUGAAGAAAGCAGCGAUGAUGCGUGAGAUUGAAAGAUUGAAGAAGAAUCAACAACGUCGAAUGGCUAGAAAGAAAUAUAGUGCUAGAGAGUUAGAACCUGUCGAAGGGGAUGUAGAAGGGGUGAGUUCUGAUGGACAGAAACGUAAAUGUGGUGCUUGCGGUCAAAUAGGUCAUACCAAGGCCAAUCGAAAUUGUCCAAUGUUCAACAUGACCACUUCUAAUCGGUCACCUGCGAGUUCUACACCACAGGCAGCUACACCAGCAUACGAUUAUUUCUCAGCACCUACUACGUCCGGAGAAGGGUUACAGACUCCCAGUACGAGUUUCAAAAUACGAUUAGGAGGUGGGAAGUGA
This is a messenger RNA of Tremella mesenterica DSM 1558, 3147 nucleotides long. RefSeq lists its product as uncharacterized. NCBI's taxonomy places the organism in Eukaryota, Fungi, Basidiomycota, Tremellomycetes, Tremellales, Tremellaceae. Gene Ontology annotation, cellular component: transcription factor TFIID complex. The record is from RefSeq and is a predicted model, not a curated record. Gene Ontology annotation, molecular function: TBP-class protein binding; RNA polymerase II general transcription initiation factor activity; histone acetyltransferase activity. Gene Ontology annotation, biological process: transcription by RNA polymerase II; RNA polymerase II preinitiation complex assembly. The transcript has 13 exons. The coding region runs from base 1 to 3147 and encodes 1048 amino acids.